Molecule: messenger RNA, 3269 nt
Organism: Apis dorsata (giant honeybee)
Lineage: Eukaryota; Metazoa; Arthropoda; Insecta; Hymenoptera; Apidae
Product: UNC93-like protein
Exons: 6
Coding region: 733-2418 (561 amino acids)
Biological process (GO): regulation of potassium ion transport; regulation of muscle contraction
Cellular component (GO): plasma membrane; striated muscle dense body
Molecular function (GO): potassium channel regulator activity
Source: RefSeq, a predicted model, not a curated record
AAGGAGAAACAGGAGGAACAGAAGCGAGCUCGUCGCGAAGGUAGAACGCGCGUGUACCGCGUGCACUUAGUUUAUCGUGUAUCCAGAAAGAGAGAAAGACAGAAAUAGAAAAAAAGAGAAAGAUAAAAGAAAACAACGAGCACGACUCUCAGAGUCUCGAACUCGAGAAGUCUUCGCGAGUCCGGCGAACCGACACACCGCUCACCGAUUCCAAAGUCCGUCGGUAGGCUCAGUUGUCUCCGAACCCCCGUACUGUUCGGAUGUAGCUACUUUUCGAGUUUUAUUUAAGUUUUUUUCCACGUUUACGAAAUUUGCUUGUUUCGUCGUUGUUCGCUGUAUUCUUGUCUCUGAAUCCAUCUUAUUUUUUGAAUUUAUGUUCGUUUUUCACGGACUCGUGUGAUCGUUGUGCGGUGGAACUCAAUUUUGAAGAAAAAGGAAAAAUAAAAAAGACAAACUUGAUACGAACAUUUUACGGAAGGAAACACAAAAGGAGAAAAGUUUUUGUUCCGUGGUUGUCAAUAAUUCGCUUUUACUAGAAUUGUUAUUUUUUUUUUAUUCACUUUUCCACGGUUACAUUUGAUUGCGUGCAGUCAAUUAGAAAAACGAGAAAAGAAGGCAGAGCGCUGGAGCGGCGAAGAAAUCGAAAGAAACUUGAGGAGAAGAAAGAAAGAAAAUCUCAUCGUUUGAACGAACGAAUAAUCGAGCAUCCUUAACACGUAGCAAACACGUAGAAUGGUAGCCUCACAACACGACGGUACCAGAAGUGUCGGUGGCGGUGGUGGCGGAGACGGUGGAGGCGGCGGUGGAGAUGAGACCGUGUACACGGUGACCGUAAGUGGUGUCGGUUACAGGAACGAGGGUUACAAGGACGACGGUACCGACGGUAUACCUCCUGAGCCGCAGAAACCACCGCAAUUAUCGUCGACGGACGAUGACACACAAUCAAGAAAGUUCAAACUCUCCCGCGGCGAGAAAUGGCGUAUAUUGAAGAACAUUAGCACCGUAUCCGUGGCGUUUAUGGUGCAGUUCACCGCGUUUCAAGGCACGGCUAAUCUACAGUCGUCGAUUAACGCCAGUGACGGUUUAGGCACCGUGUCCCUUUCAGCGAUUUACGCUGCAUUGGUGCUAUCAUGCAUCUUCGUUCCCACCUUCGUUAUCAAAAGGCUCACGGUUAAAUGGACAUUGUGUAUUUCGAUGCUGUGUUACGCGCCGUACAUCGGGUCCCAGUUCUAUCCGAAAUUUUACACCCUGGUACCGGCUGGCGUGCUCCUUGGCUUGGGUGCCGCGCCCAUGUGGGCAGCUCAGGCCACCUAUCUCACACAGGUUGGUGGUGUGUACGCGAAACUCACCGAUCAGCCGGUAGACGCCAUCGUGGUCAGGUUCUUCGGGUUCUUCUUCCUUGCCUGGCAGACCGCUGAACUCUGGGGGAAUCUCAUUUCUUCGCUGGUGCUCAGCGGGGGAGAGUUCGGCAGUGGCAGCGAGAACAGCACCACCAACUCGAACAAGAUCAAGCACUGCGGCGCAAAUUUCUGCGUCCUUGGGAACGGUGGUCACGAGACCUUGGAACGUCCUCCGGAAUCGGAGAUCUAUGAAAUAUCUGCGAUCUAUCUGUCUUGUGUAAUAGUCGCCGUCAUCAUCGUCGCCCUGUUCGUCGAUCCGCUCUCGAGGUACGGUGAGAAGCAACGAAAAGUCGACAGUCAAGAGCUCAGUGGUAUACAAUUGCUUUCUGCAACUGCUUAUCAACUGAAGAAACCCUAUCAGCAACUCCUCAUACCGAUCACAAUAUGGAUCGGUAUGGAGCAGGCGUUCAUCGGAGCAGACUUUACACAAGCUUAUAUUUCCUGCGCGUUGGGCGUGCAUCGAGUUGGCUACGUAAUGAUCUGCUUUGGAGUUGUGAACGCUAUUUGCUCCUUGGUCUUCGGUUCUUUAAUGAAAUUCGUCGGCAGGCAGCCACUUAUGGUGCUGGGCGCCAUCGUCCAUGUUAGUCUUAUCGUCGUGCUACUCCACUGGAAACCGAAUCCCGAUAACCCUUAUGUUUUUUAUUCUGUUUCUGGACUUUGGGGUGUCGGUGAUGCUGUAUGGCAAACGCAGGUGAACGGUCUGUAUGGCACCCUGUUCAGGCGUAACAAAGAAGCAGCGUUCUCAAAUUACAGACUGUGGGAGAGUGCCGGUUUUGUGAUAGCAUACGCGUACAGCACCCAUCUAUGCGCCCGUAUGAAGCUGUACGUGAUGCUAACAGUGUUACUCGUCGGAACCUGCGGAUACAUUGUAGUCGAGCUGUUGCACAGGCGUAAGCAGAAAAGGCUGAAGGCCAUCGCGGAGGAUCCAAAGGCUGCUCAAGCAGAGGCGAAUCAAGUGGAGGAGACCGACGAUGAAAAGGACGAUAUCGACGACGAUAUCAUUAUAACUCAUCUCUGAAACAACAUCGUUCACCGACGAGGAAUCUCAUCAGUGACUUGAUCGACUCUUCUCUUUUAUUCUUCCUUAUUGCUUUUUUCCUAUAGUAACGAGCAUGAUUACACCAGCGGCAAAUAUGUAUAUGUAUAUGAUACAUCAUCCGAUCCUCGAUCAUCUCUGAACGAGUGAUCAAAAACCCGUCAUGGAAUAGUAUACCAUGAUUGUUACCCGUUUAUAGGAAGCGUAAGGAUAAAUAUUUUUCUUUGGAAGAAUGUAGAACAGAAAUUAGAUAAGAUCGGUGAUACGAGUAGGGUCGCGAAUCGAAUUAUUGUUUUUAUUAUUCGUAUUGCUGAUACGACGUGAUUAAAUUGUUGUACAUUCGUCUUAAGAUGAAUCGUGGCUAAAAAAAACAAAAAUAUCGCAGGAUAUGAUAAGAUAGCCUAAGAUGCUCUUAUUAGAGCGCUUUUUAAUAUUCUUUUUCGAAUUUUUUUCCCCCUCCCCUAGUAGAUUGUUUUUAUUAAUUCCAUAACUCUAUAAAUUUCAUGUUAAACGCCUCGUUAAUCGUCAUGUUAUAUAUAUCGUUGGACUUGUUGCCCACGUGUUUUUUCUUUUUUCUUGCAUCGAAAAACGAAAAAGACAAACGCAUGUAACGCGACAAAGCUCGCGGACCAUUGUAUUAGAAACACGUUCCUUCGGUUCCGCCGGUUUUGGAAACCGAAAAAGUGUGAAAGAAUGAAAAAGAAAGAAAUCGACUCAUACAAAAUUGAUGAGGGAUAAGGAAAUGCGCGAAAUGUGUAUUACUUCGUGGAUGUGUUGUUAUGCAGUAUGUAUCAUUUUGUAGAGAUUCUAUACGACGAUUCCAUUGUCAACAA